Molecule: messenger RNA, 2064 nt
Organism: Andrographis paniculata
Lineage: Eukaryota; Viridiplantae; Streptophyta; Magnoliopsida; Lamiales; Acanthaceae
Product: calcium-dependent protein kinase 17-like
Exons: 8
Coding region: 25-1614 (529 amino acids)
Biological process (GO): protein autophosphorylation; intracellular signal transduction; peptidyl-serine phosphorylation
Cellular component (GO): nucleus; cytoplasm
Molecular function (GO): calcium-dependent protein serine/threonine kinase activity; calmodulin binding; calcium/calmodulin-dependent protein kinase activity
Source: RefSeq, a predicted model, not a curated record
GGGGUCCAAAUCCAUUCAACACAAAUGGGUGGAUGCUGCUCCAAGUCCGACGCUCAAUCCGACGCCGGCGACAAGAAAGACGAAUCGGCGUCGGCCAACCCCAACUCCGCCUCCACCUCUGCCACGCCGGCGCCACAACCAUCUCAGAAUCCCCGGCCGAGUGCCGCCGGCAACUCCAAGUCGACCCCAAUAGGCCCGGUCCUCGGCCGCCCCAUGGAGGACCUGCGCGCCACCUACACCAUCGGGAAAGAGCUCGGCCGCGGCCAAUUCGGGGUCACCUACCUCUGCACCCACAAGCAAUCCGGUGAGCAGUAUGCGUGCAAGACCAUCGCCAAGAGGAAGCUCGUCCACGACGAGGACAUCGACGACGUCCAACGCGAGGUCCAGAUCAUGCACCACCUGACGGGCCAGCCGAACAUCGUCGAGCUCAAGGGGGCCUACGAGGACAAGCAUUCGAUCCACUUGGUCAUGGAGCUCUGCGCCGGAGGGGAGCUCUUCGACCGGAUCAUCGCCAAGGGCCAUUACACGGAACGCGCCGCCGCGUCCCUGCUCAGAACCAUCGUCGAGAUCGUGCACACCUGUCAUUCCAUGGGAGUCAUUCACAGAGAUCUUAAGCCCGAGAAUUUCUUGCUGCUCAAUAAGGAUGAGAAUUCGCCUCUCAAGGCCACAGAUUUCGGGCUCUCCGUGUUCUACAAAGAAGGAGAAGUGUUCAAAGACAUUGUAGGAAGUGCAUAUUACAUAGCUCCAGAAGUCUUGAGGAGACGGUACGGACCAGAGGUUGAUAUUUGGAGUAUCGGCGUGAUGCUGUACAUCUUACUCAGCGGAGUUCCUCCAUUCUGGGCAGAAACGGAGAAUGGAAUAUUCAACGCAAUUCUACGCGGGCAUGUCGAUUUCGCUAGUGAUCCAUGGCCUUCAAUUUCACACGGGGCAAAAGAUCUUAUCAAGAAGAUGUUGAAUGCAGAUCCAAAACAGAGAAUGACAGCCUUUGAAGUCUUAAAUCAUCCAUGGAUCAAGGAGGAUGGCGAGGCGCCCGAUACUCCUAUAGACAAUGCUGUUCUGAAUAGGCUGAAACAAUUCAAGGCUAUGAAUCAAUUCAAGAAAGUCGCACUACGGGUUAUCGCCGGAUGCCUGUCGGAGGAAGAAAUCAUGGGAUUGAAAGAGAUGUUCAAAGGGAUGGAUACCGACAGCAGUGGUACGAUAACUCUUGAAGAGCUCAAGCAAGGAUUGGCCAAGAAAGGUACCAAGAUAUCUGAAUACGAAGUGCAGCAGUUAAUGGAAGCUGCUGAUGCUGAUGGAAAUGGAACAAUAGACUACGAAGAAUUCAUUACAGCAACAAUGCAUAUGAACAGAAUGGAUAGAGAAGAACAUCUUUACACAGCAUUCCAGUAUUUCGACAAAGACAACAGCGGGUACAUUACAGUGGAAGAACUCGAGCAAGCUCUCCGAGAGUUCGGCAUGGAUAAUGGAAGGGACAUCAAAGAAAUCAUCACUGAAGUGGAUGCUGAUAAUGAUGGAAGAAUAAACUAUGACGAGUUUACAGCCAUGAUGCGGAAAAAUAAUACAGAGGCGGUACCAAAUCCCAAGAGACGGAGGGAUGGUGUUUUUGCAACAUAGUUAUUAUGAACAAUCAACAUGAGGAGAUUUAAAAACCUCUACCCAAUUUUGUGCCUCAGUUUCGUCCACAAAGGAAAAGGGCAAUGCCUUUUGAAAGCUCAAGAGACACUAAACUAGAAUACCUUCGAAAAGCUGAUAAACAGAGGGAGAAUGUGCUGUGUUCCUAUGGCUGGUUAUUUCUGGUAAAAGUGACAAAGUAGCAGUGACUCGAAGGGUAGCAACUAACAAGGUUCGUCGGCUGCAUAGUUUGAAAAAAUCAAUUUAUGUAUAACAUCAGCGAUGUAUAUAUAGAUAUAUUAAUCGAAUUCUCCCUUUGUGCAGUUCAUCUUUUUGUUUCAUCAAUUAUAUAUCCAUCCGAGUCUUACAUUCUUAGGGUUAAUGAUUAAGAACAAAUUUGUAGUAUGGGAACAAGGAGCACAUGAAUUUCAAGCCAGAUAGUGCUUAAAGAUA